Molecule: messenger RNA, 1931 nt
Organism: Archocentrus centrarchus (flier cichlid)
Lineage: Eukaryota; Metazoa; Chordata; Actinopteri; Cichliformes; Cichlidae
Product: zinc finger protein RFP-like
Exons: 2
Coding region: 567-1478 (303 amino acids)
Molecular function (GO): protein binding
Source: RefSeq, a predicted model, not a curated record
ACCACAGUGACGGUUUAACUAAAGAGCCUGAGCUCGGAGAAGUUUAACAUUUAAGUGGAUCCAUCAGUUUCUUCUCAGGAACCCAGGAAAGCGACUGCAUGGACAUGUCUGCUGCCAGCUGUCUGCUGUCUGAAGACCAGUUUCUGUGCUCCAUCUGCUUGGACGUGUUCAUGGAUCCGGUCAGCACUCCGUGUGGACACAACUUCUGUAAGACGUGCAUCACUCAGCACUGGGACAUUAGUCCUCUGUGUCAGUGUCCAGUCUGUAAAAGGCGGUACAAAACAAGACCCGAGCUGCAUGUCAACACUUUCAUCUCUGAGAUGGCUGCUCAGUUCAAGCUGUCAGCUCAGCAGGAAGCCAGCAGGAGCAGCAGCAGCUCAAGGCCAGGAGGGAGAAUGUGUACCAAGCACAAUGCACCGCUGGAGAUGUUCUGCAAGACCGACCACAUGUGCGUCUGCGUGGUCUGCUUCGCUUUAGACCACAAGACACAUCCUGUUGUUCCUCUGAAGGAAGAAUAUGAAGUAUAGAAGGCUGGGUUUGAGACUGCGGAGGAAAAAAUACAACCAAUGAUCCAAGAAAGAAAGAUCAAGAUUCAGCAGAUGAAACACUCUGUGGAGCUGAAUAAGAAAGCUGCAGACAGAGAGAUGGCAGAAGGAGUUCAGGUCUUCACAGCUUUAAUAGAGUCUGCAAAGACAGACCUGAACAGCCUCAUCAAGGCAAUUGAAGAGAAGCAGAGAACAGCAGAGAAACGGGCUGAAGGCUUCAUCAAGGGGCUAGAGAAGGAAAUCUCUGAGCUGAUGAAGUUGAGCCCUGGGGUGGAGCGCCAGCAGUCUGACCACAACUUCUCUUCUAUGAAUAUUUCUCCAACCGCCAACAAAGGGACAAAGGUCAGCGUACAUCCACAGGCAGGAGUCAGCGACCGUCUCCCUUCAUAUGAUGGGAUGGUGGUGAGAGCGGUGAAUCAGCUGGAGAAGACGCACAGCAAACAGCUGCGGAGGCUGACUGAGGCUGAGCUGCAGAGAGUCAGGCAGUACACGGUGAAUGUGGCACUUGAUCCUAGCACAGUUGAGCCCUGGUCCUCCCAGUCUGUCUGUAAAUGUGUUUUAUCAAAGCAGGGUUUCUCUGCUGGAAGGUUUUACUUUGAGGUUAGCGUUAAAUCUCAUUCUUCAUGGACGGUAGGAGUGGCCACAGAUAUGCCGUACCUAAAGAAAGAAAUCAGCCUGAGCCCUGAAAAUGGAUACUGGACCAUCUCCUCUGGGCGAGGGCGACUCUUCAGCCUGUUUCAGGACUCCAAACUAGAGAAGGUGGGAGUGUUUGUAAACUAUGAUGAUGGUCUGAUCUGCUUUUAUGACGUCCUUGGUGCAGCUCUUAUCCACUCAUCCACCGGCUGCACUUUCACUAAGAACAUCCACCCAUUCUUCAGUCCCUGUUCCAAUAAUGGAGUUCAAAUCCACACCUCUGCAUGUGUAAUAUCAUAAUAUUUAUCUUUCCCACCUGCCACAUUUUUGAUUUUUUUUAAACCUUGCUCCCCUACAUGGGAGUUCUGGGGAAAUCUACAUAAAGCUGAAAUAACAAGAACAGAUACGAGACGUUCUAAAAAGAAGAAUUAGCCUUCCAGAUGUUUUGCUCCACAGCUGUGUAUUUGCCACUAACAUGGUGUGAAAAAACUGCCACUGACUGCCACAGGCUCGCACUGAGCUGAACAUUGUUGAUUAUUAUGUCUUGUAUUUACGCUGCUGUCUAUAUCAGAUUAAUGAGAACUUAUGGGAAUGCUUUAAUGUGAGAGAUACGGUUUAUGCAUGUUUGUAUAUAAACUAUGAAUAUAAUACAUGUGGAGUUGUACAGGAAAGGGAGGUGUCUGUUAGUCCCUUCAGUUAGAAAGAGAGCAGUCCUAGGAACAGCUGAGAUCCUGUUCAGGCUGCUGGAGGACC